CGCGACAGGAAGUGACGUAGAGAGCUGUCGGUUGCUAGGCUUCAGCCAUGCUUCUCGGCGCGUCGCGAAGCUCCUACAACGCCUUAGCAGAGUGUAAGAGGCGAAGUGUGUGAUCGACAGCAGGGUCGCCACACCGCGUCUCUCAGGAUGGGUCUGCCUUUGCCCAUUCUAGGGCUACACUGUCUUGCGCUUCUGCUUGUGGGUUGUUUAGCCGAUGGGCCCACAGAGCGCGCCACCACGGGCACCUACGAUCUGGCCAUAUGCCCCUGUGACCUCACGAGUGGAGUGUGUGACAUCAACUGCUGCUGUGACUUGAGCGAUUGCGGCCUUAGCAACCCGGAAGGCGUCUUCUCGUCGUGCAGUACCGGCAGCAAACGAGUUGUGUCAUGGCAGUGUGCAGAGGAAUUUCUAAUUUUCAGUGCCAACACUCCUAGCUUGACCACCCUGCUCAUGGAUGGGCAGACACGGCUUUUCUGUGUUCAGGUCGAUAAUGGCAAGCUAAACUAUGUAGCUCUGCCUCCUACGGCCACACGAGUGUCCGGCUUCCCUUCCUUCUUCAUGCAAGCCACUCAACAGACUCCCACUACUGCAGCAUUCUACCGAGCCGGAGAUGUCAUCCUUUCCAUCUUCAGUGUCUCCUCAGUGUUUGGCAAAUUUCGUCAGCCAGGACCCAGUGGUACAAGUGGAGCAUGCAACGACUACAAUCCUGCAGUUUUCUUGCAGAGUGGGCAGACAUCCUGUACCCGCAGUGUGACAAGCAGCUCCUGUGAGACAGCCAAUGGACUCAAAGCCAGCACCUUCUAUGCGGAUUUCUUCCUUUUACGGAUACCCAGCCCCUCACUUGCCAGUGUACCAGCUAUGAAGAUCAACAUACAGCCAAUGUCACAGUGGCCACAGCCAGUUCUCAUUGGGAACGUCUGUAAAAACGUGACAUCCCAGGUCUCCUACAUCUUAAACUUCUCAGCAUCUGGUGAAAUUGUUAGCGCCUCUGUGGAUGUGCAACUGGCAGAUGUGAAAAUAAGCGACAGCAACAUGGUACAGACCUUUUCAGUACAGUAUCAGCCUUCUACUCCUACUGCCACUUCUCAGGUGAAGCUGGGCCUUGCCCCUGGUGAACCAGUGACUGGACAGUUUGCUGGCCAAGCAAAUCCAAUUUUGGUGUCUAGUGGAUUGCCAGAUGGAGUCUGCUCUGUUUCCUCAAGAAGACCUCUACUGUUCAAGGAAAACCUGCUGACAAGCUGCUUACUGAAUUUUGUGGCCCAGGACUGUCAACAACUGAAUACUCAGGCCUAUGCCUUCCUGAGAGGCAACAGCACCCCAGAGUUUGUAGCAAUGACGCAUGGUGCACAAGCGGCCUCCGACUGGACCAGAGUCAUCGUCAGUGACUGUGCUCCCCAGCAGGGGAACCAGAGCUGUUCAACUGGAUGUUGGAUACCCACUUCUAUGUCAUACCAACUGCUGUGGGCUCAGCGCGGAUUAGUGAGCCACCCACAGAACCAGAUUACUGGGGUCAAAGUCACUUUCAGCUGUGAAACUUUGCAGUGUUCUUCUAAACCUCACCUCACAGUAGAUGUGACAUUUGUGGAAACCACGGUUUACCCAGAAGUACCACGGGGACGCCCCACACCGGACUGGAAGCUGCCUUUUGACUUCUUCUACCCGUUUCGUAUGGCCGCACUAACUAAUCGAGCUGCUGGUCUGCUCAGAUUUGGGUUUGGUGGAAUGCUGACCAUUGUGAUGAGUCAAGUGUUACUUUAACUGUUUGUCAAUGGGUACUUGGGCCUGAUGGGACGAAAAAUUUUCUUAACAGAAUUUAUAUAUUUUUAUGUAAAACAAUGGAAUUAAAUUUUUUUUAAAUCAAGAGUCUUUGCAUUGGUCACUAGGUUGAAAUCCUAGGUCAAGUGGUUUGCGGUAGCUGCACAAGUAUUGUAAUUCCCACAUUCACAGCAUGGAGUUGUUCAGAUGAGUCUUCCACUAUCUGGAAUUCCACUAUGAACCCCCCC
Messenger RNA from Erpetoichthys calabaricus (reedfish), 2003 nucleotides. RefSeq names its product tectonic-3-like. Lineage: Eukaryota; Metazoa; Chordata; Cladistia; Polypteriformes; Polypteridae. Gene Ontology annotation, biological process: cilium assembly; smoothened signaling pathway. The record is from RefSeq and is a predicted model, not a curated record. Bases 148 to 1758 code for a protein of 536 amino acids. The transcript has 14 exons.